AUGCCAAAUCUUGCACCAGGUCUCAUCUUCAUCAUCGCAUGGAUUUUUCGGAUGGAAAAAGUGAACUCAAGCUGCACAUAUAGUAGAAUAAAAAUUGUUGGCACAUUUCUUUGUGUCUCUGGGGCUCUCACAUUGAGCAUAAUGCAAAGCAUCUCUGCACCUAAGUUCACUAAAGAGGGCACACUUCAAUCACCAUCUCCACCACCGAAUUUGACGUUUGACAGGGACAAGUUAAGCGGUUGUCUCUAUCUCAUGGCCGCAGUCCUCAUAUUGUCAAGCAACAUUGUCCUACAGGCCUUUACUCUGGGAGAUUUUCCUGCACCGAUGUCGUUGAGUGCAAUAACUUGCUUUUUCGGGACGUUUAUGACUGCCGCAGUUCAAUUAAUUCAGGAUCACGAAUUCAAAACUGGUUGGCCAGUUGUGGGGAUUGGAGACCUGAUUGGCUAUUAUCUUCUGGCAGGUGUAGUGAGUGCAAUAUGCUCGAGUGUGAAUUGUUGGGUAAUUGAGAAGAGAGGACCGGUGUUUGUGUCCAUGUUCAGCCCUAUUGGCACAGUCUGCUCAGUCAUUUUCUCAGUUGUUACUCUAGGACAGACCAUGAACACUGGAAGCUUGGCGGGUAUGUUCCUCAUGUUCACUGGCCUCUACAUUGUUCUUUGGGCCAAAGGUAAAGAAGGUGGCAUAAAGAGUGAGAAUGAUGCAGAGAAGCCUCUCUUAAAGUUCUCCAUCGAGGAGCAGGAGGACGGGAGUUUUACUCGCUUCGGAGGAACUAGAUCUGGUUCUUGGUCGGAGAUCGCUAUAGCAGUUUAUAUAGGUUGGUUGCAGUUCCAGCAGACAAGGGGAACAAAAGGGAAGGACACAUCUAGUGUUGUAGGCCAUUCCAUAAUCUUGACACAUGUCUCUCAUGUUUGGUCUAUUCCUAUUGCACCGAAGGGUGGUCCCUCUGGUCCAGAUAUGGCAAGGUUUCCAGUGACAUUAAGCAUUUAUGCUUUUGAUGGUGAUUCUUGGUACGAGUGGCUGAAAGAAGUUAUAGGUAACAAGAGGUUGUUUCGCAAUCAAUCUGGGUUUGUUGAGGGCAUCAUGAUCGAUCAAGUGUCGUGA
Messenger RNA from Sphenostylis stenocarpa, 1098 nucleotides. The record is from the annotation of a GenBank genome assembly. Lineage: Eukaryota; Viridiplantae; Streptophyta; Magnoliopsida; Fabales; Fabaceae.